Radiomyces spectabilis is the source of this 1080-nucleotide messenger RNA. RefSeq lists its product as uncharacterized. The coding region runs from base 1 to 1080 and encodes 359 amino acids. The record is from RefSeq and is a predicted model, not a curated record. Gene Ontology annotation, molecular function: protein binding. The transcript has a single exon. NCBI's taxonomy places the organism in Eukaryota, Fungi, Mucoromycota, Mucoromycetes, Mucorales, Radiomycetaceae.
AUGGCGAUCCAUGGAAUCGAGCCUACAUCGCAAACCUAUAUGCAAUUAUUGAUGGGCGAAAUACUACAUAAACCUGUGCGACGAGAUACGCUACGAAACAUUCAGUCCUGGUUCGACAAGCUACUGGCCCUUGAAGCAAGAAGGAACUACAAACGGACAGGGUCGAAACUGAAGCGAAUCUUCACCCUGAUGGCUUACGUCGGUCACCCUGCUACUCGAGAUCUCUUUCUCAAGUCUCUCAGUGUAAAUAUAAAAUAUGAUCUGGACAGUUGGAAUUUGGCGAUUUUGGCGUGUGCUCGAGGGGGACAGCUCGAUGCAGCAGAAGAUCUACUGCAAAUGCUUCGACGACAGUCGGGAACCACUGCGGACGGUCCAACACUGGAAUCAUACCAUCAUGUCAUACGUGGAUAUCUGGGACACUAUGAUUCGUCUCAUUUUGACUCUCCUUUCCGAAAGCAACCGGACGUCGAUGCUGCUAUCCGAAUAUUCCAGUUAAUGUUGAAGGACAACGUUGUUGCUGACUAUACCGUAUACGCCAGCUUCCUGAAAGCUUAUGCAUCCGACAAUCUCGGUUUGGAGGCUGACGAAGAACUUCGAAUUGAAACCUUGCAACGGUUAUGGCAGGCCAUGAUGACCAUGAGCGAAAAGGACACGGUACACUUUGACGAUGCGUUAUUGGAAUCUUUGAUCGAUAUUUUCACUCGACACAACGCUUUAUCCUACGCUGAACAAAUUUACUGGGAUAUCCGGCAACGUGAACAUCCUAUUUCUCGUCGCAAUUUGUCAUCCAUCCACCAGCUGAUCAUUGCAUUUGCUAGACGCGUGCAACUUCUUUCGGCGAUGUCCUUAUUCUACGAUCUGAUGGCGUGUGGUCAUCGUCCGAGUAGUCUGGUUAUGUGUGAGAUCAUUCGAGCUUGUGGAAAACGGAACGAUAUCGAACUCGCGGAACAGAUGUUAAGUGUUGUCGAAGAAACCCAGAAAGCAACGGAUCCAAUUCUGCGUGUCGCAAAGUCAUGCCAUCAUGCUUUAAAGAUCCAACGAGACACAGCACGUCGCCAAUGCACAUCAUCUAUUUCGUAA